This is a messenger RNA of Closterium sp. Naga37s-1, 2292 nucleotides long. NCBI's taxonomy places the organism in Eukaryota, Viridiplantae, Streptophyta, Zygnematophyceae, Desmidiales, Closteriaceae. The record is from the annotation of a GenBank genome assembly.
AUGGACGGAGAGGACUGGGAUGACCGCGAAGCCGGCGGAUUUGGCGGCUUAGGCUCCGCGAUGGGGCGCUCGCCGCGCGGGGACGAGCGCGGGCGCGCGCGCGCGAGCAGAUGGGGUCCAGACAAGCGCGACGGCGGAGAAAGCCGCGACGACAGGGCUGCGCGGGGCGAUGAGCGGCGGGAUCGGGGGGGCGAUAGGCGGACGGAGCGGGGGAGUGAUGGCCGGGGGAAUGGCGGAGGAUGGGGGGAAGACGGGGUGUGGAGGGACGAUCGGCGGGAGCGCGGGCAGGGGUACGGGGACAGGGAGAGGGGGAGGGAGAGGGACAGGGGGGGAGAAAUGGACAGGUGGCGGGACGCGGAGGGGGACGGCGGAAGGGGUCACGCGGGGGAUAGGGGGGCGGGGGGACGGCGCGACGGCGGGGAGCGUGGGGAGCGUCAGCAGCGGCAGGAGCGUCGGGAUAGAGAGGGAUCGGAUGCGGUGCCGGCGCUGUACUCGAUUCAUCACGCGACGGUGCACUCGAUUCGGCCGUUCGGCAUGUUCGUGCGGCUGGAGGGCCAUCGCAAGCACGGGCUCGUGCACCUGUCGCACGUGUCCGAUUACGAGGUGGCUAAGCGGGACGACACCGACGAUGCAAAGGUGGAGGCUCUUAAAGGCGUGGCGGCAGAGGGUGAGCAGGUCUGGGUCAAGGUAAUCAGUCUUAAAGACGAGACCGGCGCUGACGUCAUCGACACGACCCCGGGCCUGCCAGGCUCGGCAAACAUCAGGAUCGGGUGCUCCAUGAAGGUGGUCUCGCAAACGGACGGUGCGGAUCGCGAUCCCAGUAAUCAACGGAUAGGAGGCGGGCAGGGCGGCGGUGGCGGAGAAAUGGACAGGUGGCGGGACGCAGAGGGGGACGGCGGAAGGGGCCAUGCGGGGGAUAGGGGGGCAGGGGGACGACGCGACGGCGGGGAGCGUCAGCAGCGGCAGGAGCGUCGGGAUAGAGAGGGAUCGGAUGCGGUGCCGGCGCUGUACUCGAUUCACCGCGCGACGGUGCACUCGAUACGGCCGUUCGGCAUGUUCGUGCGACUGGAUGGCCAUCGCAAGCACGGACUCGUGCACCUGUCGCACGUGUCCGAUUACGAGGUGGCUAAGCGGGACGACACAGACGAUGCAAAAGUGGAGGCUCUUAAAGGCGUGGCUGCGGAAGGCGAGCAAGUCUGGGUCAAGGUAAUCAGUCUUAAAGACGAGACCGGCGCUGACGUCAUCGACACGACCCCGGGCCUGCCAGGCUCGGCAAACAUCAGGGUCGGGUGCUCCAUGAAGGUGGUUUCGCAAACGGACGGUGCGGAUCGCGACCCGAGUAAUCAACGGAUAGGAGGCGGGCAGGGCGGCGGCAGCAAGUGGAAAGCCCCCCUGAAAUUGGAGCUAGAAGCGGUCUUGAAUGUUACGUGCACGCGGUGUGGGGGGCAGGGGCACUUAAAGACCGAGUGCUAUGGGCCUGUGGGCGCGAGCUAUGAGCUUUUGGCGGAUGAUGCUGGGGAGGAGAGGAUAGCGGUGGACGGAGGAGGGGGUGGGGCGGGCGUUGGGAGAGGCGGUGGGAGGGGUGGCGGUGGCGGUGGUGGGUUGCUGGGAGCUGGGGGUGGUGGGAGAGGGGAGUUUGGGGGAAGAGGGGGGGAUGGGGGGAGAAGGGGGAUGGAUGUGGCUGAUGUGGACCUGAGGGGGAGGGGGAGAGGGCUGGCGAUGACUCAGCCUGCGUGGAUGACAGCUCAGCAAAAAGGGAUGGCGAUUGGUGGGGCGAUUGGGGAUGGUUCUGGGCGUGUGGGGAGUGUGAGGGAGGAGGAAAGGGUUGAUGAUGGAGCGGGGCAGGAAGGAGAGGAGAGGGGAGGGGAGAAGAAGGACAGGAGGGGAGAGAGGGAGGAGAGGAGACGGGAGAAAGAGCGGAAGCGAGAGGAGAAGGCGAAGGAGAAGGAGAAGGGACUGGGGAUAGGGAGUGUGGAAGAUGCAUUGAGGAUUAUUGAAGAGAUGAAGAGGGAGAAAAAGGAGAGGAGGGAGAGGAAGAAAGCACGAAAGGAGGCCAAGAGGGAAAGGAGGAAGAGGAGAGGGGGUGAUGGUAGUAGCAGCUCUGAUAGCAGUGGGAGUGAAAAGAAGCGGGAGAGGAGGAGGAAACGGAGGAGGAAGGAGGAGAGCAGCAGUGAGAGUGAAGGGAGCAGUGGUUCGAGUGACGAGCGGAAGCGGAAGGAGCGGAGGAGUCGUAGAGACAAGAAAAGGGAAUCCCGCCGGCACAAGAGGGAUGCGAGCAGUGAGAGCGAUUGA